AUGACGACGAUGGAUCUCCGCGUCGGUAACAAGUACCGCAUCGGCCGCAAGAUCGGCUCUGGCUCCUUUGGUGACAUCUACCUGGGCACGAACAUUAUUUCGGGCGAGGAGAUCGCUAUCAAGCUUGAGAGCGUCAAGGCCAAGCACCCCCAGCUCGAGUAUGAGGCCCGCGUGUAUAAGUCACUGGCUGGUGGCGUUGGCAUUCCCUUUGUCCGCUGGUUCGGCACGGAGUGUGACUACAACGCCAUGGUCCUGGAUCUGUUGGGCCCCAGCUUGGAGGACUUGUUCAACUUUUGCAACCGCAAGUUUUCGCUGAAGACCGUUCUUCUGCUGGCCGACCAGCUCAUUUCGCGUAUCGAGUACAUUCACGCCAAGUCGUUCAUCCACCGCGACAUCAAGCCCGACAAUUUUCUCAUGGGCAUCGGCAAGCGUGGCAACCAGGUCAACGUGAUUGACUUUGGUCUGGCCAAGAAGUACCGUGACCCCAAGACUCACUUCCACAUCCCCUACCGUGAGAACAAGAACCUCACGGGCACUGCCCGUUACGCCUCGAUCAACACCCACCUGGGUGUCGAGCAGUCCCGCCGUGACGACAUGGAGAGCUUGGGCUACGUCAUGCUCUACUUCUGCCGUGGCUCGCUCCCCUGGCAGGGUCUGAAGGCUGCUACCAAGAAGCAGAAGUACGACCGCAUCAUGGAGAAGAAGAUGACCACUCCCACUGAGGUUCUUUGCCGCGGCUUCCCCAACGAGUUUGCCAUCUACCUCAACUACACGCGCUCGCUCCGCUUUGACGACAAGCCGGACUACAGCUACCUCCGCAAGAUCUUCCGCGACCUGUUCGUGCGUGAGGGCUUCCAGUACGACUACGUCUUUGACUGGACUGUGUACAAGUACCAGAAGAACGCCCAGGCCAUCGCCCAGGCUGCUGGCGCUACUGAUGACAAGCAGCGCACUGAUGCUGCAACCGGCAACCCCACGCAGUCCGGUGCGGUCAAGGCUGGCAACAGCUCGCAGAUGAUGUCGGGUGGCCGUCCCCGCAACGCCAAGAUUGGCGACGUUCACGAUGCCAGCCGGGGCCCUGCCGACCGUAUGUGA
This is a messenger RNA of Grosmannia clavigera kw1407, 1095 nucleotides long. RefSeq names its product casein kinase. Lineage: Eukaryota; Fungi; Ascomycota; Sordariomycetes; Ophiostomatales; Ophiostomataceae. The record is from RefSeq and is a predicted model, not a curated record. The transcript has 2 exons. Gene Ontology annotation, molecular function: protein serine/threonine kinase activity; ATP binding. Bases 1 to 1095 code for a protein of 364 amino acids. Gene Ontology annotation, biological process: signal transduction; endocytosis; peptidyl-serine phosphorylation. Gene Ontology annotation, cellular component: cytoplasm; nucleus.